AUGCACCUCCUCAGGGUCCUCUGCACCCUACUGUUCGUCCUCGCCGCCGCCGCCGCGAGCCUGGAAGAGGUUGCGUUGCUUUCGAAACGAAAUGCCGCCAUUGUUCGCGUAGCGCCGACACGAAUAUGGGACCGUGCACAGACCAACGCAAUGCGUCUGCAGGCGGGGCUCGGGCCCCGCGCGCCGAUACGCCGAGGGACGGGGACAGAUACCGCCAAACGUAUCACCACCUCCGCGACAACCAAUAUCCAAUUUGGCGUGCGCAUACUCGAUGCUGGCAGCGGCGGGAUCAGUGGAUACCUCCGAACUAACGGCAUUCAGUACUACGUGACUGAGUCGCUGGAUAAUGCGAGCCCAUUUUCGGCCACCGUUUUCGUCGAGGGCAUAACGACAGGCGUCACUAUCAGGAGCGAGAGCAUCGGCUUUCCGUACCUCGCCGGCCUCAUGGAAGGCGGCACCGCACUUCUCGCCGACAACGCGGGCUAUGCCGUACUCGGCGGCAGCCUCUUCACCACGGACCCAGGGGCCGAACCCGGCGCGCCAAACGGCGGGGGGACGUCCAUCUUCAUGUGGCAGUAUGCCACCGCAAUUUGGACGUACUCCGCGACCACCGGCGCGGUCGGCGCGGCGUGGGUCAACAAUUUCGGGUACCCUGCCCCGCCGAUCACCAUCCUGUGGGAUGCGGUAAGCGGCACGGUGUACCUCACCGCGGACCCAGCGGGGCUUGCGGUCGCCUACCCCAACACGAUUCCAGUAACAUUCGAGGUGUUCCCGCUGGGAGCCUGA
This is a messenger RNA of Mycena indigotica, 786 nucleotides long. RefSeq lists its product as uncharacterized. The coding region runs from base 1 to 786 and encodes 261 amino acids. The transcript is spliced from 6 exons. The record is from RefSeq and is a predicted model, not a curated record. Lineage: Eukaryota; Fungi; Basidiomycota; Agaricomycetes; Agaricales; Mycenaceae.